AUGGCAUCAAACGGAACCUGGCAAUGGGACGGACGUUAUCAAAAGUUCUAUCUAUUUGUGGGAAACGAUGCGAACGGAAAUCCAGUUUACGAAUGGGCGGACACGGUGCCGCAGCCUUCAAACGCGCAGCUACCAUCAGGAAACACAACACAAGCCCAGCCUGGCUAUGAACAAUCUCGUGCGCGAUCUGAUUCGGUUGUAAUCGACCCAAACAUGAUCCCGGGUGCGAGCGAACACGUGAGAACCCAGCUAUACUUCACUGGGACACCAGAACGUGGUUGGUACGAAUUAGACUCUAGCUACCGCAUGAGAACCAGAGCAGAAGCGCACCGUUUCUUCCAAAAAGGCCGUGUGCUCGCCAUGCUUUAUGCGGAGACACAGAGCGAAACAUCUGCUCGAAACUAUAGGAAUGGUACUGAUAACACCGCCAUCACUGUUGGACGAUUUGGACAGGGCGUCUUCUCGCAGAUCCGUAGGUUUGUGAUUGUCAAAGUUAAAAGAGCCGAGCACUUCUUCUACGCCUGCGCGAUCACGACUUACGGCCGGCGAGGAGUGACAAAGCCGGGCUGCAAUGCCGCCGAUCAUUCUGUUGUGUACCUCAAUGGGAAGCUUCCAAUCAUGUAUUCAGGAGAAGCAGAGCAAGGUUUGGUGAAGGAUCCUAUCAUGAUUAUGCCGACCGACGCCAACGAAGCGAUGGAUCCUAGCUCCAGGCUCAGAUACGGAAAGAUGUAUCCCAUUGAGUGGAACGUGAAGUUUCGUGAUGUUGGCAUGGUGUCCCCACGCGACAGAACCAAGCUUAUGAGAUACUUCAAAGAGUCACAACAGGCCGGUUUCGAUUCGGAUACCGACGAUGAUACAGAAGAUGGCGCUGAUGAGCCCCAACCCUACCGUCAAGCCUCUUCGCAAUACUCGUACUCCCAUGGACCACAUUCUGGUCAUGGCCACUAUUGA
Molecule: messenger RNA, 951 nt
Organism: Ascochyta rabiei
Lineage: Eukaryota; Fungi; Ascomycota; Dothideomycetes; Pleosporales; Didymellaceae
Exons: 6
Coding region: 1-951 (316 amino acids)
Source: RefSeq, a predicted model, not a curated record